AUGCCAGACUCAGGAAGUCCAUCUUGUCAAGAAGCUCUAACGAGCCAAGCCACCACACCAGUACAUAUGAUACAGAAACAUCCUAACGUGUUCUAUGAUGUAGAAAUUGAAAGACUGGCUGAUGAAGUUUACAGGAAUAUCAAUCCUUCAAAUGGUGUUCGAGAAAUUCUAUGUUGGGAUUUUGCUAGGACAGACUCCUUCACUAGGGACACUACAUUUGAAGAUAUACUCAAGAUUCUGAAGAUGCAGCUCCCAGGCACAACUCAUGACCUUGAUGUUAAAGAUGCUGCUAAAGAGAAAUACAGUCUACAAUGGCUUUGCUACAGUAAGGGUGAUUCCAAGGAACAUAAAGUCAUUCUGAAGAAAUUAAAUGCCAAUUCUCAACCCACAGGCGAAACUAUAACUGGAACAGACGAAUUUGAAACCAAUGCAUGUUAUAGAGCUAGAAAGCAGCUGCAAGAUAAGUUGCAUAAGAAAUUCAAAUUCUAUAGAGACAGGGUAGUAGACUGA
Messenger RNA from Fomitiporia mediterranea MF3/22, 510 nucleotides. RefSeq lists its product as uncharacterized. The transcript has 5 exons. The record is from RefSeq and is a predicted model, not a curated record. Lineage: Eukaryota; Fungi; Basidiomycota; Agaricomycetes; Hymenochaetales; Hymenochaetaceae. Bases 1 to 510 code for a protein of 169 amino acids.